AUGGCAGUGGACAUUAAUAUAACGACGGGAGUACCGACGGACAUGGCAGUGGACAUUAAUAUAACGACGGGAGUACCGACGGACAUGGCAGUGGACAUUAAUAUAACGACGGGAGUACCGACGGACAUGGCAGUGGACAUUAAUAUAACGACGGGUGCACAGACGGACAUGGCAGUGGACAUUAAUAUAACGACGGGAACACCGACGGACAUGGCAGUGGACAUUAAUAUAACGACGGGAGUACCGACGGACAUGGCAGUGGACAUUAAUAUAACGACGGGAGCACCGACGGACAUGGCAGUGGACAUUAAUAUAACGACGGGUGCACAGACGGACAUGGCAGUGGACAAUAAUACAACGACGGGAGUACCGACGGACAUGGCAGUGGACAUUAAUAUAACGACGGGAGUACCGACGGACAUGGCAGUGGACAUUAAUAUAACGACGGGAACACCGACGGACAUGGCAGUGGACAUUACUAUAACGACGGGAGUACCCACGGUCUUGGCAGUGACAUGA
This is a messenger RNA of Mya arenaria, 519 nucleotides long. RefSeq lists its product as uncharacterized. The record is from RefSeq and is a predicted model, not a curated record. Lineage: Eukaryota; Metazoa; Mollusca; Bivalvia; Myida; Myidae. The transcript has a single exon. The coding region runs from base 1 to 519 and encodes 172 amino acids.